AUGGCACACCCGCCGGCGCGCGGCGGCGGCGGCAUGCCGGUGCCCCAGGCGAUGGCCAAGGCGUGGCGGCCCUACGACCGCGCCGGCAGCGCGGCAGAUCUAGGGGGUGUGUCGGUCUACUGGCACGACAACGUCACCAAAGAGCCCGGCAUCGGCGGCGAGCUCAUGUCCAGCACCCUCGUGAGCGGCGCCCCCGAUGACGUCAUCGCCGCCCUGACGCACCCCUGCAGCCCGACGGGCCUCCUGGGGCCGGCGCAGCAGUCGUGCGUGCUUAGGGAAGGGGACGGCUGGCAGGAUCUAUUCAUCCUGCUGCAGCCCGCCCCAAGCUCAGCCGCCGCCCUCCUCUGCGCCCCCCGCGCCGCCGUCGUCCGACUGGAGCGGCAGCAGCGCCCAGACGGCAUCCACCUGCUGUCUUUCUCCAGCCUCCCCGCACACGAGGCGGCCCGCCUGCUGUCCCGCCGCGCGGGCAGGGCCGGCGGCGGCGCCUGGGGGCUGGCGCUGGCGGAGGUUUCUGGGGGUUACUCAGUGGCCGGCCUCGAUGGCAGCGGGCGGCAGGAGGGCUGCGGCGGCGAGUGCAUGCUGACGGGAAUAUUCCGGGUCGACCUCGGCGGCUGGCUGGCGGGCUGCCGCCCCUCCGGCGCCGGCGGCCGGGGCCUCGGCGGCCUGCGCGCCGCGGUUGCGGCCGGCUUCGUCGAACCGAUGCUUGCGGCGGUGCCCCUGGCUAAAAAGGAGGUCGAGACGGGCCGCGUGCUGGUGUGA
This is a messenger RNA of Monoraphidium neglectum, 759 nucleotides long. RefSeq lists its product as hypothetical. The transcript is spliced from 4 exons. The record is from RefSeq and is a predicted model, not a curated record. Bases 1 to 759 code for a protein of 252 amino acids. NCBI's taxonomy places the organism in Eukaryota, Viridiplantae, Chlorophyta, Chlorophyceae, Sphaeropleales, Selenastraceae.